Molecule: messenger RNA, 2488 nt
Organism: Culicoides brevitarsis
Lineage: Eukaryota; Metazoa; Arthropoda; Insecta; Diptera; Ceratopogonidae
Product: protein regulator of cytokinesis 1-like
Exons: 4
Coding region: 114-2096 (660 amino acids)
Biological process (GO): mitotic spindle midzone assembly; microtubule cytoskeleton organization
Cellular component (GO): mitotic spindle midzone; spindle; cytoplasm
Molecular function (GO): microtubule binding
Source: RefSeq, a predicted model, not a curated record
GGUCAUUUUUCAUUAGCGUCUAAAGAGCCUUGAAGAGAGAACAAAAUAAUUAAUUUUUGUGAAAAAUACGCAGAAAAAAUUCAACAUUUAUUGUGGAAAACUAAAAAUUCAUCAUGCCGAAUCGAGAUAUGACAAUUCGCGAGGAGGUUUCCAAGCAAAUCGCCGACAUCAUGGAGAACCGCGUCAACGACUUGAGCCAGCUAUGGAGCCGAACUUUCGGGGAACAAAUUCACGAUCAACACAUGCGAGCUCUCGUCACACACGUCACAGAGUUCUUCGACGACGUCUUUUCCGAAUCGAAAAAUCGUCAAGACGCCAUUUUAGAGAAAAUUCAAUCGCUUCACACGGAAGCUGAAGACUUGAAACGCCUGUUGGGUGUCGACAUCAACUUGAACGCUGCUAGUCCCGAUUUGCCGUAUUACUCGAUGCAAUGCGAGCUGGAUCAGAAUUUGGAAGACUUGCGAAGUCAGUUGGAGGAGCGUCGCGAUCAAAUCCGCGCCUUUUUGGAAGAGCAACACGAGCUUGUGACAUCGUUGGAGGAAAAAUCGCGCCCGUUGCCUGAUGAUCCGCUGCCUUCGGAGGAAGACAUGACGAAUUUUCGUCGGUAUUUGGAUGAUUUGAAGGUCGAACGACUCCGCCGGAACGAUGUGAUUCGAAAUUUGCAACACAGCAUCAAAAUUUUGAUUCAAGAUUUGCAAUUGCAACUCGACGGGGACGAAUGUAACUUGCUUGUGUAUAGCGAACAAGUCCAGCCAACACUCCGAAACAUCUCCAGACUCGAACGGAUUGAAACAGAACUCGCGCAACAGUUCGAGGACAUGAAAACGGAGAUCGAUAAAUAUCGCACGAAGCUGGAUCAGUUGUGGGAAUUCCUGCAAAUUAGUCCCGAGAUACGGCAAAAGUUCAGAAAGUACACGGAAUACAACCAGAACACGUAUGACGUCUUUUAUCAGGAGUUUAAUCGCUGCGAAUCCAUCAAACGGGAGAAUAUCGAGAAAUAUGUGCACAAAAUUCGCCUGCAAAUCAUCAAUUAUUGGGAUAUGUGUUGCAAAAGUACCGAAGAACGGGAAAGAUUCACGCCUUUCGGCAGUCAAACGUACAACGAAGACCUUUUAACGCUCCACGAAAUGGAAUUGGCCGAACUUGAGGAGUUUUAUACGCAACACAAACCCAUUUUUGACAUGGUUGACGAACGAAAACACCUCUGGGAGCAAAUGGAAGCGUUGGAAAAGAAGAAAAACGACCCCAAUCGGUACAAUAAUCGCGGCGGACAAUUGCUGAAAGAGGAAAAAGAGCGAAAAAUGAUAAAUGCUCGCAUUCCAAAGCUCGAAUCUCAAUUAUUGGAACUUUGUGCGGAAUACGAGGCACGUACAAACAAGCCUUUUACCAUCGAUGGUCGCACCGUGCAAUCCAUAAUCGACGAAGACUACGAAAAGAAGGAAGAGGAAAAGGCGUCUCGCAAAAAAGUAGCUGGAUCUACGCCGAUGAGUGUUUCGCGCUACGCCGUUGGAGGCAGAACCCCGCAAACGGGCAGCGCACUCAAAAAUAUGACCCGCAACAACGUGAUGAGCGCAACUCGUACUUUUUCCGCAGCCAAACGCCCGCUUCUCAGUUCCGCGACAAAUUCCAACAUGAAGCGACGCCUGUCUCCGUCGUCGGCGAAAACGACGCCCGCUGCCAAACGGAAUAUUUUGUCGCAAAUGACGAGUUUUGCGCGGCCCAUGGGAUCCGGAUUGAAAGUUAAGUCGCCCGCGAAGGGAGGACUCAAACGCCGAUCCAUUAAACGGUUGAGCAUCAAGUCGAAACGACGUCUCAGCAAGCGGCGCAACGAGAAUCAACGUACUGGAGCAGCGGCGGGUCAAUCGUCAGAUACUUCGUGCCACAGCGAAUCCAUGACAUACGAUGUCUUUGAGAACUACGUUUCCCAAAAUACGCCAAUGCGUUCGUCUGUUUUGCCGCAACAAGCGCGUGCCGUAACACCCAAAGUGCCUCCUCACAUUCGAAUUACCCGAACAAACAGUAUCGCACGAUCUCCGUCGCCCGGCGGCACGGAACGCAAAAAGUUGACGACAAAAACCAUCCCAAUCAUGUUCUGAAAGACAAUUUUCGCGAAUAUUUUUGUUAUGUUUAUGUUUUGUUCGUUAAUUUUAGUCACAAAUCCUUUUAUUAUUGAGUAAUGUUAACGCUUCUCCGUCUGUCUCUCUCACUAUUUUCGAGCGAAAUUUUUUUGGCUCUUUUCUACUUUUUGCAAAAAAGGGACUUUAUUUAUUUGUGGUGCUGCAAUAUCUUUUUUUUAAUUAAUUAUUAUUUAAUUUUGGAGCCGAAAGGGACUUUAAACUGUAAUUUUUGUACAAUUGGCUUAAAAGCCGAUUUUCUCUCUAUUAUGAUAUAGUGACUACUUAAUUGUUAGAGAUUAGACUUACUAGUAUCAACUAACCAUUAAAAUAUUGUAAGAAGCUCUCUUAGUUUCCUUAAACACAAAAAAAAC